This is a messenger RNA of Sceloporus undulatus (fence lizard), 1623 nucleotides long. It is a transcript of the gene GPR132, whose product is annotated as G protein-coupled receptor 132. NCBI's taxonomy places the organism in Eukaryota, Metazoa, Chordata, Lepidosauria, Squamata, Phrynosomatidae. The record is from RefSeq and is a predicted model, not a curated record. Gene Ontology annotation, molecular function: G protein-coupled receptor activity. Gene Ontology annotation, biological process: G protein-coupled receptor signaling pathway; G1/S transition of mitotic cell cycle; negative regulation of G2/M transition of mitotic cell cycle. Gene Ontology annotation, cellular component: membrane. The transcript has 2 exons. The coding region runs from base 187 to 1200 and encodes 337 amino acids.
CGCACAUGUGUGGCAAGACAAGUCGAUGCCAGCGCUUGGCGUGCGGCUCUUGAUGCUCCAUAGACUCCGUCAAGAAAAAAGGACAUCUGCAAAGAGCUAGAAAAUUGGACAUUGCAUCUUGUAGAAACCCAUAGAGAGCUCAAAUGAAGGAAAUGUUCACUGGAUGAUCCUGCACAUGGUGGCAACAUGUGCAAUUCCACCGAUAUGCCAUAUGAAGAGAGCCGGCAACUCCUGGUUGUUGUGUAUAGCAUCAUCUUUGCUGUGGGACUCCCAACCAACUUCUUAACAGCAAUCCUCACUUUCAUGCAGAUAGGCAGGAAAAACGUCACUGCCAUCUACCUCUUUGGCCUGUCACUGUGUGAGCUGAUGUACUUGAGCACCCUCCCGCUCUGGAUCACUUACGUGCAAAACAACCACCAUUGGACAAUGGGGAUGCUAUCAUGCCAGGUAACUGGCUACAUCUUCUUCUGCAACAUCUACAUCAGCAUCCUUCUCUUGUGCUGCAUUUCCAUUGAUCGUUAUGUGGCAGUCGUAUAUGCCUUGGAAAGCAGAGGGAAAUGGUGUCGGUGCCAAACAACUGCCACCGUGAUCACAAUUGUUCUCUUCAGCGUGGUUGCAGCAAUCUAUUGCCCUGUGUUUUUUGUGGAGAACAUUCAAGAGAGGAACAGCACCACUUGCUUUGAAGCAUCCCUUAAUACCCAUUUGGCGUAUUACAACACCACCCGGUUCUUUGUGGGCUUUGUUGUCCCUUUUCUGCUCCUGAUUUUCAUGAACUACAAAAUCUUUCAAAGCAUUAAAACCAGCUGCAGCCUCAGCCCAGUCCAGAAAGCCAAAGUGAAGCACCUGGCCAUUGCUGUCAUCUCCAUUUUCGUCAUCUGCUUUGCUCCCUACCAUUGUGUUUUACUUGUACGAGCUGUCAUCUUUUUUCUCUACCCAAAUGAGAAUUGUCAUUUUGAAAAAGGCAUCUACACCACAUCAGUGGUGUUCCUGUGCUUUUCUACUGCCAAUGCUGUGGCUGACCCCUUCAUCUACGUGCUGGUCAGUGAAAAUGCCAGAAGAGAAAUAUGCCGAACUUUCCAGUUUUGUGGAAUUCAGUUCUCAAAUAGUUCCAAGACAGAGAGUAGCAGGAUCCAUGAUUCUCCUUCCCAAAGAUCUCCGCUAGAGGAGACACAUUCAGUCGGAAUGCAAGAGGAGAGGUAGCACCUCUCUCUUCUAUGGAAACUCCAUUGCAGUAAAAAAGAAUUAGAUGGUGGAUUCAAGUUUUUCCUUAUGGCCUUAAGGCUGAGCAAAACCCUGCCUGCAUUGGGAAUCAGUGUUGCACUGCAUGUGCUGAAUAACUUUCAGUAAAUCCCGGUUGUUAUUUAUAAUGGGAAGAUGUCAUGAUAUUGUGAUUUGCAGCUGGUUCUGUGCAUUGUGGAGAACAUAAUGAUAUACUAGGAAGGGGACACACAGGAUCAAAAGGUCCAAACUGUUGGGUCAGCCAACACAGUUCAUGGGUGAUAGAUGAUGUGAUAUGAUAUAAUAUGAUUUGAUUUGAUUUAGGGAGCAAGACUAAUAUAUAACAGUUCAAGAGAAUUCUAAAAGCAAAAAGAAAAUAAACACUGUUACUUUUCUGGUAUUAUU